AUGCCGAAUUGUUCGUGAAAGAGAUGGAAUCGCUAGGGAGCUUAAACGAAAAGGCCACUGAGGAAGUGCCCAUGAGCUGAACAACAUGUCAGUCUGUCACCAUGCCCGUGUCAUCCUCUCUUACUGUUAUUUAUUACUGCUGUAGCAAUCCAGCCAUUUUGUAUGAAAAUCGUCUGCUUCUACAAUCCGAACGAGCUCUCUUUCCGUGUCCCGUUCUUCCCCAACUCCGGCCCGGUGUGUUCUCUUCCUCCUCCCCUCCGGCAAUCACGUCUUUGCGAUUCAACAUUCAGCCGGGUACUGCUCCCUUGUGACAUUUCUUGUUCAGUUCGGCAGUGGACGGUUACCAUAGCGAGCCCUCUCGCCCCCUCGGCUCCUCAGAAUAGCAAACUCUUCCAGAGCCCGCGCGACGUGCGGAGUGGCCACACCACAGCGCGCGCGCGCCAUCGGAAAAGCUACGGGAGACCCGCCGCGUGCAUGGCCGGUGCGCCCGCCACCGCCGACGCCGUCGCCGUGCCGCUGCUCCUGCCGCUCGACGACGCCGCCGGCGGCGGCCGCGGGUGCUGGGAGGACGGCGCCAUCUCGCUGGGGCUGGUGGGCGUGCAGCUGGCCGGCGCGGCGUACAUGGUGGUGGUGACGCCCGUGCUGGCGCUGGGGCUGGACCCGCUCUUCCUCGUCGCCUUCGGCAGCCUCUGCACCGCGGUCCUCACCAUCCCCUUCGCCGUCAAGCUCGAGAGGAAGAAAUGGCCGUCGGAGCUGACCAGCCGGCUGCUUUUCCAGUUCGUCUUGCUGGCUCUGGGAGGGGUGACAGGAUUCCAGGCUCUGCUGCUGCAGGGCAUGAAGAUGACGUCCCCGGCCAUCGCCUCCGCCAUGCCCAACCUCGCCCCCGGCUUCAUCUUCGUCAUCUCCGGUUGUCUCGGGUUCGAGAGGGUUGAUCUCAAGUGCCGGUACACGAGGGCCAAGAUCCUCGGCACCGUGGUCUGCCUGGGUGGCGCCGUGGCCAUGAGCGUCCUGCAGAGCCCGGACGCCCCGCCGGGGCACCUCCUGCCGCGGUCGGUGGCCCGCGCUGCCGCCGCGAAAUGGGUGGCGGGCUGCCUGUUCCUCCUCGGCGCGGUCCUCGUGCUCUCGGGCACGAUCGUGAUGCAGGCGGCGACCAUGCUCCACUUCCCGGCGCCGUUCACGCUGUGCUCCGUGACGUCGCUGAUCGGCGCGGCGAUGACGGCGGCGUUCCAGGUGGCGACGGCGGGGCGGUUCAGCCCCGGGACGCCCCAGAUCAGCCUCCAGAUCGUCCUCUCCCUCGUGUUCGUGGGCGGGGUGGUGAGCUCGGCGUGCAUCAUGUUCCAGACGUGGGCGCUGGAGAAGAAAGGCCCCGUGAUGGUCUCCAUGUUCAGCCCCACGCAGACCGUCGGCACCGCCAUCUUCUCCGUGCUCUUCCUCGGGCGGGUCAUGCAGCCAGGAAGCAUAUUGGGUAUGGUUUUCCUCUUCUCCGGACUGUAUGUGGUUCUUUGGGCAAAGAAGAAAGAAGGGCAGGUUCUUGCUGCAGAAAGGAAGGAAAUGGAUGGAACGGCGAACAAUGGCAUGCACAAGCCGCUGCUGUUCUGAACUUGAGCAGAGUUUUGCUUCCCUUGUAUUAGUGUGCUUUCAAAUAUGUCAGUCAGGGUACAUCAGCUCUUCCUCAUAAUGUAUAGUGGUGCAGUCCUCUCCAUUUGCAUUUUGUUAGGUAGCACCUGGAUGCUUGUUUUUGUAGUGAAAAUUUACUGUAAUGCGACUGUGUAGCCUAGCGGGACUGCGGGAGUUGUCAGAAUUUAGAAACAUAA
Molecule: messenger RNA, 1814 nt
Organism: Panicum hallii
Lineage: Eukaryota; Viridiplantae; Streptophyta; Magnoliopsida; Poales; Poaceae
Product: WAT1-related protein At5g47470-like
Exons: 6
Coding region: 163-1599 (478 amino acids)
Cellular component (GO): plasma membrane
Molecular function (GO): transmembrane transporter activity
Source: RefSeq, a predicted model, not a curated record